Messenger RNA from Ostertagia ostertagi, 2442 nucleotides. Lineage: Eukaryota; Metazoa; Nematoda; Chromadorea; Rhabditida; Trichostrongylidae. The record is from the annotation of a GenBank genome assembly.
UAUUGUGAUCUCAGUCGCGACGCAUUCAUACAUUUCUCGAUCUGGGAACUGACAUCUGGAACAGAAUCGCUGAGUUUGUUUCCACACGAGGAGAAGAGAGUCUCGACCGAGGGCGUACCGCAGCCAUUGCCAAAGCGACUCAUUGCGCAGUCAUCCUUACCAUUGUUUAGUAAGAGAGGAGUGCUCAAGUCAGGAACGCUAGAUGUUCAGGUAGAGUGUUUUCAGAUGGAAUUGUCGGAAGAGUUGGACCCAUUCCAUCGAUGUGCGGAACAGUGGAAGUGCCCCGAUCCAAAUGAUAGCCAUUUAAGGGAACUGUUAAAACAGGUACCGUCCGACUAUUUUUUUUUCACUUCAGAAAGGUGGAGGAGCUUCGCAACAAUCGGAAAUUCGCUUCGACUCAACGCUACCUUUUCCUUGUGUUCAAAAUGGCGUCUAUCCAAUACGAUCGAUGGCCAGUAUUAUGAUGUGGUGUACUACGAGGAUCCAACUCCAGACCUGAGAAUCGUGACGUCGAUUGGUGGAGGCGGCGUGAGUGCGACAUUCCGGGUAUCCGAUCCUGAGCUGGGAUUGGAAAAUCUGGCGGAGACGAAACACAACGUGAUGACAAGAAAUGCUCGAGCGGGAGCUAUGGACAAGCAGUUGAAACCAAAUAAGCAAACAAAGGAUCGUCUUGAGACCAUCAUACGGCGUGAACAUUCCAGCUGCCAUCAUCUCAGUCCCUUACCCGAGAACAACGAGAUUUGGUGUGGAAGUUCCGCUUUCUUCCUGCAAGCUGAUCGUCGAGCUUUGAAUAAGUUUCUCCGUUCGGUGAAUUGGGAUCAACCCGGUGAAGAACAACAUGCACUCGCCCUACUGAACGAAAGCAACCGUUCAUUUCCAGUGACUGGACCCCGAUUGAAGCCGAAGAUGCUCUGGAACUUCUAUCCCCAGCGUUCACUCAUCCAAGCGUCAGGUGCUAUGCAGUGUCGAGGUUGUUCGACGCGGCUUCUCCUUGACCAAGUAUUGCUAUACCUGCCGCAGUUGGUUCAGGCACUCAAAUACGAACCGCUCCCUACAACUGAUGCUGCUAUUGUUGAACAGAUGGAAUCGUGUUCUAAUUCGCAGGCGACGGAAGCGACAGAGGUGGUUGUGCUCGAAGAGGACGAGAUUGCUGCGCGCACCACCGAUGAUCUAGCGUCAUUCCUAGUCAAAUAUGCAACUGGAUAUCCAAAGGUGGCAAAUUUUCUGUUUUGGCACUUGAAAGUUGAAGCGGAAGCAACUCGUAAAACCGAUGAGGCUUUAUCAUCGGUAUACGAACGGUUACUCAGUCGUCUUAUGCAGACUUUGCAACGUGGUACACCGGAGAUGAAAAGGCAGGCGGAGAGUCUGAGGAUGCAGAGGCAAUUCGUCGAAGAUCUCAAAAUUCUGAUGCAAGAGGCGACAAAUAAGCAUAGUCGUCGUGAUCUACGUCAAGCCGCUUUGUGCACAUUGUUGAACAAUGCUCGACAUAUGAAAGAGCUGCGUGGACUGCAUCUACCACUUGAUCCGAGUGUAAGGCUAGCCGGUGUGAUGCCAGACUCGGCUGUACUAUUCAAUAGUGCCAUGAUGCCUGUUAAAUUGACUUUCAAAACGAUAACUGGUACGGACACCAAUAAGGAGUACACUCUUAUUUUUAAGCAGGGUGAUGAUCUGCGGCAAGAUCAGCUAGCGUAUAUACAAAAUGGUCGCCAUCAUGGACAGCCUGUUUCAAGAAGGAUACUCGACCUAAAAUUGACCUUACGCCAGCCUUUUCAGAGAAAGUUCGGUUAUACGGUGCUGUCAACUGGUGUCAAUGAGGGAUUCGUGCAGUUUGUUAAGGCAAAACCGCUUCGAGAAAUCAUCAACACUUAUAAGCGAUAUAAUACAGAUAGCAUAAAGGAAGCAAUGAAAGAAGCUCGCCCUGAUGCACAUGGUCCUCUAGGAAUCGAAGCUAAUGUUGUCGACAAUUACGUCAGGUCUUUAGCUGGGUACUGUGUGAUGUGCUAUGUUCUGGGCGUUGGUGAUCGUCAUUUAGACAACCUGCUACUAUGUGAAAAUGGUCGCAUAUUUCAUGUUGACUUUGGGUUUAUUCUUGGACGCGAUCCCAAGCCGCUACCACCACCGAUGAAGCUGACUAACGAAAUGCUUCAAGCGAUGGGUGGCAUCAAGAGCGAGCACUUUCGUCACUUUUGUAUGCAUUGUGAUUCGGCCUAUCGCAUACUGCGUCGCCAUGCUAACGUCAUCCUGAAUCUGUUCUCCCUUAUGUUGGAUGCUGGCAUCCACAACAUUUCCGAAGAGCGGGAUAAAGCCGUGUUCAAAGUAGUUUCAAAUGCCUUAGGCCAAAGGCAUCGACAGCUGCUUUUGGUGGAAGAACGUCUGCGAUUGGAUCUGAGCGAUGAAAGCAGCUUCGGUACAUAUUUUCGGAGUUAUCGAGAACAAGCAUGA